Molecule: messenger RNA, 2943 nt
Organism: Penicillium egyptiacum
Lineage: Eukaryota; Fungi; Ascomycota; Eurotiomycetes; Eurotiales; Aspergillaceae
Source: the annotation of a GenBank genome assembly
AUGGUACACGGCUGUUUUUACCGACUGGCCGCAAAUUCGUCAGCGCUCAAAUACCUGCCUCAGGUUGGCCUUGACGCACAUGCAACUGUUCUCGCUAGCAAUUCACGAACAGUAAUCACGCAGACCUUUGUGAACCCUUCUUCUACAGAAGCAAUCUCCGAAGUCUUCUACUCGUUCCCCCUAUAUGAAAGCUCCAGUAUCGUCGGCUUCACUUGUCGCCUGGGCGAUACUGUGAUUGAAGGAAUAGUCAAGCCAAAAGAAAAGGCAAAUGAGAUAUAUCAAGAAGCAAAGUCUAAGGGCCAAACCACUGCUAUUCUCGAUCGGUCGCUUAGUGCCGCCGAUGUCUUCAGCACGCGCCUAGGAAAUGUCCCAGCGGGGGGUACCGUUCUCGUCGAGAUUACUCUCAUCCAAGAACUGGCCCAGGACGCCAAGACAGAUGGCGUUCGAUACACGAUCCCCGUUACUAUUGGACCUCGAUAUGGAACUAGAGUUGGGCUUCCGCAUCCGCCCCAAGGAGUUCUAGUAAAAACAGCGAUAAAGGUGGACGUUGUCAUGGAGAAGGGGUCUAAUAUCCGCAACAUACGGUCACCAAGCCAUCCAAUCCAGGUGGACUUGGGCCGGACAGCUGAUAUGCCGGAGUCAACUUUUGAGUCGAACUAUGCCUCAAUCCAACUUCGUGAGAAUGUGACAAUUGACGAGGAUUUCGUUAUCACCGUCAACGCGGACAAACAAGAUCUCCCAUUUGCUUUCUUAGAGACACACCCUACAUUGCCAAAUCAGAAGGCACUAAUGGUCUCCCUGGUACCAAAAUUCAGUCUGCCACCGGAUUCAUCUGAAAUCGUGUUCGUCAUUGAUCGUAGUGGAAGUAUGAUGGAUAAGAUGCGUACUCUACGUUCCGCCCUUGGGCUGUUUCUCAAGUCGCUGCCGUUGGGUGUACCUUUCAACUUAAUCUCGUUUGGCUCCUCAUCUGAAGCUCUCUGGGCUCGAAGCAAAGUGAGUACCAGAGAGAGCCUAGAAGAGGCUCUUCAGUAUACGAAGAAGAUCCGGGCCGAUCUAGGUGGAACUGAAAUCCUGUCCGGCCUCGAAGCAGCUGUGGAGAAGCGCUACCAAGACAAGGUCCUUGAGGUGUUGGUUCUCACUGAUGGUGAGGUUUGUGACCAGUCCGAGGUCUUCGAUCUGGUCAAUCAGGCCAACCAGCAGCAUUCCUCUCGGUUCUUCACUCUCGGCCUCGGGGAUUCCGUUUCCCACUCUCUUAUCAAUGGUAUCUCCAGAGCGGGCAAGGGCUUUACCCAGACGGUCCUGAACAAUGAGGACCUGAAUAGAACAGUGGUUCGAAUGCUGAAGGGUGCUUUGAUGCCUCGACUGCACAACAGCAGACUGGAUGUGGACAUUUCCAAGGUUGAGGUUGAAGAAGACUUCGUGAAGGUUCAACUUCCUGGUGAUGAUACAACAGACACGGAGCCCUCUCCGAAGCAAAUUUCCCUAUUCGAUCAAGAUCAUAAAGAAGGGGAAGGAAUUGGUGAUGUGCGUGAGCCACUGCCGAAAAUUGCUGUUCCUAGCAUUUUGCAAGCACCACACGACCUUCCGGCUCUGUUCCCAUUCAUACGCUCCAAUAUCUACUUGCUUCUCUCACAGUCCAUUGAUUCGUUUCCGGAGACGAUCGCCCUUCGUGCCAACAGCAAACACGGUCCCCUAGAGCUGGAAAUCCCCGUUCAAGAUAUUGGCAAAGGCCAAACUGUUCAUCAGCUCGCGGCCAAAAAGACGACCACCGAGCUUGAGGAGUCCCGCGGCUGGAUAUACUCUGCAAAGAAUGCCGAAUGCGAGUUGAUUAAGACAAAAUGGGAGAGUCGGGUUGACGAACUGGUUCAGACAGAAUGCGAGCGUCUGGGGGUGAGAUUCCAAAUCGCAGGGAAACACUGCUCAUUUGUCGCGGUGAGCGAUGAGGCCCCGGCUGAGCAUGAUAGUAACUCAAAGGAUGCCAAGGUAUGCAAACAUAGAAAUGCUACUUACUCUGCGGAGUAUUACAGUGCAUCGCCCGAAAGUGUCGAUUCCGGCGCCCUGCAGCCCCCGCCCGCAUUCUCAGGACUCAGCGUCCCGGAGGCCUCUGCAUUCAACCUGGACUUCAGCGCAAUGGGCAGCCCAGACAUCCUGCAAACCUUUGACUUGGACACAUCCCUCAACACCGAUAACGACACCGCUGGAUUCGAGCCGAAGAGCAAAAAGGCCAAAACAUCCCAGAUGUCGCAUGGACCUGACUCGCAGGUAUCAUUUUCCCCGAUGACUCCAUCUUACGGCGCUACGUCGCCGGGUUACACCCCUACUUCCCCUGGUGGUAUACCUAGCCCCCCAAUUUUCCGCCCAGCUUAUGCCCGCUUCAAGUCUACACACGCUUGUAUUCCUGAUUUCAGUCACAUUCCUUCCAAUUCUUUCAAUCCAGAGGGCUCAUGUAGUGGCUACGGUUCUCCUACAAGCCCAGGGUACUCACCUGCGUCCCCAGCAUACGGAUCUGCGGCUGGUAGUUAUUCACCUAAGUCACCCAUUUGGGAGGAAGACGACGAUGAAGACGCAGACGCGGCAUCAACCCUCCCUUUAAAUAAACUCAUCCAGCUCCAGACUUUUGAAGGUCACUGGGAGAUGAGCGAUGCACUGUUGCAGGUCGUGAGCCUUGAUCCAAGCACUGCCCUCGUCAACAUACAAACCGACUACGACUUCCUGGCGGGAAUUGAGACGAACGAGGUAUUUGCGGUUGAAAAAUGGUCGCGUUUGAUUGCUACAUCUCUGGUGUGUCGAUUUUUGGAGACAAAUGAAGCUGAGUCUCACGAUGUGUGGGAGUUGGUAAAGGUCAAGGCGGAUGGCUGGGUACAAGCUGAGAUUGCUGCAAUGGCCACUACUGAUCGAGAACUCGUCACUAAGCUCAUAGAGCGGCUUGGCUCUCUGUUCUGA